AUGGUUAAUUAUUUGGAACGUGCUCGAGCAUUAGCAGAAUGUUCACCUUUACCAUCAACCAAUGUAUCAACAUUACAACAAAAGCCUGAAAGAUUUUCGAAGGUUAACUUUAUUGUCAAUCCACAACGAAAUAACAGAACCGGAUAUGAACGAGUAAAGGAUGUCAUUCAAGAAAACAGUCAUUGCGGGGAACAUAAAAUUAGAUUUAUCAAUGCAUCGGCGCAAUUGUCGCAAUAUCGCUGCUGCUGCAGCCUUAUGCAUAUUGUGGUAAGUAUUUUGUUUCUGCUGCGAUAA
This is a messenger RNA of Loa loa (African eye worm), 294 nucleotides long. RefSeq lists its product as hypothetical. The coding region runs from base 1 to 294 and encodes 97 amino acids. NCBI's taxonomy places the organism in Eukaryota, Metazoa, Nematoda, Chromadorea, Rhabditida, Onchocercidae. The transcript is spliced from 2 exons. The record is from RefSeq and is a predicted model, not a curated record.